Colletotrichum lupini is the source of this 1959-nucleotide messenger RNA. RefSeq names its product 26S proteasome subunit RPN7. Bases 1 to 1959 code for a protein of 652 amino acids. Gene Ontology annotation, cellular component: COP9 signalosome. Lineage: Eukaryota; Fungi; Ascomycota; Sordariomycetes; Glomerellales; Glomerellaceae. The transcript is spliced from 7 exons. The record is from RefSeq and is a predicted model, not a curated record.
AUGGCUGCCGCUAGCGCAAACGCCAGCCUCGACUCCAACGCCCUGCUCGCCUUCUUCACCCAGAUGGACGAUCAGGGAGGUGUCAUUGUCAGAGGUGCGUCUCCGUCAUCCAAGCUGAGCCUCCUCACCUCCCUCACCUCGCUGUCUCUCCCUACACCGAAACGGACCUAUCCGAUCUAUCUAGAUCUGUACAUCCAGAACUACACAGGUACGAUGUUUCCUACCACAGCCCGUCUCAACCUUCCUCCCCGCGUCUCCGCCCCCUUUUGCCCGCGUGCCAAGGCUCCGCCGCCUUCAGGGGGGGAACUGCUUCUCACCACUGCCACAGGCCGUACCCGCUUUGAACGUCUUUUCCUCAUCGGCCGGACAUGCGUGCCGCUCUGUGUCGACGCUCUCAAGGCUGCCGUCGCAGAGGCCAAGAAGGGUCAAGAUACGCAGCGUUACCGCGAUGUUGUUGAGUUGAUUCAGGUCGCCGCUCCUCUGGAGCCUGAAGCCACAUUCGAUCAGUCGUGGGUCGAGCUCACGGACAGGGCCAAUAAUGCCAAAACUCACGCCCUCGAGGGCGAGUUGAAGGGUUACAAGAUGAACCUGAUCAAGGAGAGCAUUCGGAUGGGAAACGAGGACCUGGGUCGUCACUUUGAAAGCAUCGGCGACCUUAAUAGCGCUGGCGAGGCUUACAGCCGGAUGCGCCCAGAUGUGAGCACAUCCAAGCACAUCAUCGACGUUGGCAAGCACCUCGUCAAUGUGACGCUGCAGCGUCGGGAAUGGCCCAUGGUCAUUGCCAACCUGAGCAAGAUCACGGGUGUCCAGAACGGCGACGAAGAAAAGGGUUUGCAACCCUACGUCAAGAUCGUCCAGGGCAUCGCCCUCAUGGGGCUCGAGAAGUUUGACGAGGCGGCCAAAAGCUUCCUGCAGACGGAUGCCGGCAAAGAGGGAGUGGACUACAGCAAUAUCGCGAGCCCCAACGAUGUGGCAGUGUACGGUGGCCUCCUAGCUCUGGCAACCAUGGACCGGAAAGAGCUCCAGGCUCGUGUUCUCGACAACCAAAACUUUAGAACGUUUUUGGAACUGGAACCUCACAUCCGCAAGGCCAUUUCGCUUUUUGUGAAUGGCCGGUACUCGGCUUGCCUGGCCAUCCUAGAGGCGUAUCGCGCAGACUACCUCCUCGACAUUUACCUCCAGAAGCACGUCCCGACGCUCUACUCGCAGAUCCGGAGCAAGUGUAUCGUGCAGUACUUUAUCCCCUUCUCCUGCGUCACCUUGAGCAGCCUCGAGGAUGCAUUUGCCGUACCCGGCAAGCCGCUCAUUGACGAGCUCGUCGCCAUGAUCCGGGGCGGGGUUUUGCAGGCCCGCAUCAACACAAUUGACAAGACGUUGGUCGCCGUGUCUCCGAACCCCCGAGCCACGCUGCAAAGGAUGGUCCUCGACACGAUCGAUGCCUACGAGCGGGACGCUACGGAGCGGAUCCGGCGUAUGAGUAUCAUUGCGGCAGAUAUGGAGGUCAAGACCAUGCGCAAGGGUAAUGCCCAUGCCGGUGCGCAGGGCAUCGAUGAGCUCUGGUUCGAGCAGUCCAACCGACCGACGCUGAUGGCCCUCCGAUGCGGCGGCGGCGACGGGCCGCGCGGUGACGGUGAUACCGGCCGAGUGGUUGUGCUUUCGCAAAAGCCUAAAAUAUUCGGGUGGUCGACUGCCAAUGCAGAGGUGCAGACUGGGCGGUCUCGCGACAGGUCAUUGGCUAUCUCGAAAGAAAAGCAUACGUACGCCUGCCAACACGUCUCUUGUGCCGUGGGAUCAUUCAGACGUCAUGGCACUUUUGUGCUAGGCAUGUCAUUAGCCACUGGGAUCGGGCAUGGAGCUUCACGCAGCGGCUGGGACGGUGGAGCGGCUAAAGCAACAGGCGGCGGUGUUGAUCGCGGGAUCCCCGGGGCCGAUAGAUUGAGGCUUACGCAGCAGGCAUAG